Messenger RNA from Symbiodinium sp. CCMP2592, 894 nucleotides. The record is from the annotation of a GenBank genome assembly. NCBI's taxonomy places the organism in Eukaryota, Dinophyceae, Suessiales, Symbiodiniaceae.
AUGUCCUGCCUGACAUCUACCCCGACUUUUCUUGCUGUUCCAGAACUGAAGCAUCCAGACCGUCACAGUGAUGUGGAAAGCACUGUGGCGAAUGAGCACAGCGACAUUGAAAGUGUCGAGGACUCUUGCCCUUCUGAAGUCCCAUCGCCGCGCUCCAGUGGUACGGCUGACGCGUGCGAAGACGAGGAGGGCCCAUGCAACGUGGUUGUGAGGAGUACGUUCAUCGAUGUGGAUGAUGGCCGAAGCCUGAUGCAGCGAUACAGGCAGCUGCGCCGAGCGAUGACUGAUUCGCUCUUGGUGGGAGCCUUUGCCGAGGAGGAGCCGUACUACCCAGGUAGAUUCAGCGACGAACGAGCUGAGGCGCCGGAGGCUGCUACUGCUAGUGAGCCUUCUGUGCCGGCAGUACCGGUGGAGGCAGCACCGCAGCCGGCAAAAGCGACGACACAGAAGGACGCCAAGCACGCGACUGGUGAGCGCACCACCGUGAUGCUGAGGAACGUUCCAAACAAUUACAAUCGUGACAUGUUCCUGGCCAUGCUGGACGAGCAUGGCUUUGCCGGGCGCUACGACUUCGUCUACCUGCCCUGCGACUUCUACCGCCAGGCCAACCUUGGCUACGCCUUUGUGAACCUCGUGGACGACGCGGCCGUCGACGCCCUGUGGCAGACCUUCGACGGCUUCUCGGGCUGGUCCCUUCCCACGGCGAAGGUUUGCCAGGUGAGCUGGAGCGGCCCGCACCAAGGCUUCAAGGCGCAUGUGGAGCGCUACAGGAACAGCCCUGUGAUGCACCGAAGUGUGCCAGACGAGUACAAGCCUGUCAUCUUCAAGAACGGUGUGCGUAAGAACUUCCCACGACCCACCAAGAAGGUCAAAGCACCGACUGCUGGCUUCUGA